CCAUGGGACUGCAGUCUAAGCUCUUUCGCCUAGUCGAUGCCGCACCUCACCGAGCAAGCAGACGAUAAUAAGUUUUGUUAAUGACCGUUCGGACUGCGUUACUAACACAAAAGUAACCUCACUGGAGCCACAAACCCCCCCAAGAAGAAAAAGAAGAAAUUUUUUUGUUACUUACGAAACGUGAAAAUGCUCGGCCAAAUUGUUCGACCCCUCGCUCGACGUGCUUUCCAGAGAGUGGGAAUGCAGGUACGCAACGAUUCUCAUGGCCAUUCCAAUUUCAAAUACCCAACUUUUGACGAAUGUUGUGUUCCGGAGGGGUCAUGGCAAGAGAACUUCAACAGAAUGCAGAAAAAGUACAAUACUGUAUUGGCUGUUGGUCUUGUGAGCUUGACUGCCACUAUCACCAUUAUUCUCCAGAAUGAAUUGAUCUACUUCAACUAUGUUCCACCCAGAGUAUUGGAUGUUUCAGAUUUCAGAAUUGAGAAAUAAAUAACAAUAUUAAUAGCCACAAUUUUAUAGUUCAUGUAUGUAACAAGAUGUAAUAACAUGAAAAUGAAAUCUCGUAAAUAAAUGUUACAUCUUAUAAAUAAGUUUAAAAAAUCCGGCUUCAUUAUGUACUUUAUUUAAAGGAAUAAAAUCGCUUGUAUCAUAAA
Copidosoma floridanum is the source of this 653-nucleotide messenger RNA. RefSeq lists its product as uncharacterized. The record is from RefSeq and is a predicted model, not a curated record. Lineage: Eukaryota; Metazoa; Arthropoda; Insecta; Hymenoptera; Encyrtidae.